AUGUGCAACACCAGCUGCUCCGCUGUCUGCCACCCAGGCUGCUGUGUGCCCAGCCCCUGCCAGGUGGCCUGCUGUGUGCCUGUGUGCUGCAAGCCCGCCGUGUGUGUGCCCGUGUGUUGCAAGCCCGCUCCCACCGUGUGCGUGCCCGUGUGCUGCAAGCCCGCCGUGUGUGUGCCCGUGUGCUGCAAGCCCGCCGUGUGCGUGGCCCCCUCCUGCCAGUCCUCCUGCUGCUGCCAGCCCUCCUCCGCCGCCCUCCUCUGCAGACCUGUCCCCUGUGGCCCUCCCUGCUGCUGA
Messenger RNA from Choloepus didactylus (southern two-toed sloth), 294 nucleotides. RefSeq names its product keratin-associated protein 12-1-like. The record is from RefSeq and is a predicted model, not a curated record. NCBI's taxonomy places the organism in Eukaryota, Metazoa, Chordata, Mammalia, Pilosa, Megalonychidae. The transcript is spliced from 3 exons. The coding region runs from base 1 to 294 and encodes 97 amino acids. Gene Ontology annotation, cellular component: keratin filament.